Myotis davidii is the source of this 2076-nucleotide messenger RNA. RefSeq names its product PHD finger protein 7 (gene PHF7). The record is from RefSeq and is a predicted model, not a curated record. NCBI's taxonomy places the organism in Eukaryota, Metazoa, Chordata, Mammalia, Chiroptera, Vespertilionidae. Gene Ontology annotation, cellular component: nucleus.
UGCAGGCGCGGCAUGACCCUGGUCUGGCACUCUCGGGAUGCUUCUUGAGCCCCUUCGCCGGCGGUUACCUCGGAGGGACGGUUGUGGCCACACCGACAUCUAUUUUGCAAAGUAAUCAUUGUUUAUUCUUGUGGCGGCGGGGCCGAACACGCUUAUUUAUUUUUCAUUUUCUCAGCAAGCUUUUACCCAGCACUUGUCCAGCAAAACAACUCGGUAACCGUUUCGAAGGAGCACCGCCCGGUCAGGAAAUCUCCGCCCGAGCCGCUCGCGGAAGCCCGCCUUUGCAUCGUCCCUCCUUACAUGCUGUGAAGACUGUGGCUCCUCCCUGUAACCACCAGUGUGCACAGAACUCCAUUCGGGAAACGUCUUGGCCCAGCGAUGCAAAGAACCGAAGUGUCCAGGUUUUAUUUCUAUUGCUAGACGGUCGGGAUCUCCCCAACAACUCGGAGCCGCCCAGUAGUCAGCUCACGCGGACCCCCCGGUGCUCGCCCUUCUCUUCCCGCCUGUCCAAGCGCUUCGUUGAGUAAGAGGCCAUCCGAUGUCAUUGCUUCUGCAGAGCUGGAAGAGUCUCUAUUAUCCUCUAAUAAAUAGAAUUCGAGGGAGGCUGCAGCGAAUGAAGCCUAUAAAAGAGAAGGCGUGUCGAAGAUUCAGAAAAUCUGCCAAGACGAGGAGGGCGACCCAGGGGAAGCCAUCUUCAGGGCCUGUAUGCCGGCUAUGCCUCCAAGAACCUGGGGAUCCUGAAAAAUUAGGGGAAUUUCUUCAGAAAGACAAUCUCAGCGUGCACUAUUUCUGUCUUAUUCUAUCUAGCAAGCUGCCUCAGCGGGGCCAGUCUAACAGAGGUUUCCACGGAUUCCUGCCUGAAGACAUCAAAAAGGAGGCAGCCCGGGCUUCUAGGAAGAUCUGCUUUGUGUGCAAGAAAAAGGGAGCUGCCAUCAACUGCCAGAAGGAUCAUUGCGUCAGAAACUUCCAUCUCCCUUGUGGCCAAGAAAGGGGUUGCCUUUCACAAUUUUUUGGAGAGUACAAAUCAUUUUGUGAAAAACAUCGCCCAACACAGGACAUCCACCAGGGGAAUGUGGGAGAGGAAAGCUGUGUCUUGUGUUGUGAAGACUUAUCCCAAGCAAGUGUUGAAAACAUCCAGAGUCCAUGCUGUAGUCAAACUAUCUACCACCGCAAGUGCAUACAGAAAUAUGCCCACACAUCAGCAAAGCAUUUCUUCAAAUGUCCACAAUGCAACAAUAGAGAAGAGUUUCCUCAAGAAAUGCUAAGAAUGGGAAUUCACAUUCCAGACAGAGAUGCUGCCUGGGAACUCGAACCAGGGGCUUUCUCAGAGCUGUAUCAGCGCUAUCAGCAUUGUGAUGCCCCCAUCUGUCUGUAUGAACAAGGCAGAGACAACUUUGAGGACGAAGGGAGGUGGAGCCUUGUUCUAUGUGCUACAUGUGGAUCCCGUGGAACCCAUAGGGACUGCUCCUCUCUUAGAUCCAACAGUAAGAAAUGGGAGUGUGAGGAGUGUGCACCUUCGCCUAAAGUCACAGACUACAUAUCUGAAAACUCAGGUGACAUCCCCUGCUGCAGCACCUUCUACUCUGGGGGGCAUGACUGCAGAGACACCAGCCUGGAAGAGAAUUCGGGCCCUUCUUGGACUGAUUGGCCAGAACCUUCUUUAUUAGAAAAACCAGAAUCCUCUGGUGGCAGGAGGGGCCACUCCUGGUGGUCCAAGGGUGUCAAAAUCACUAAAAGCUGCAACAAAUACAAGUAACAGCUUCUAAGUAGUUGCUGCCAAGCACAUUUGGUUACAAAGCUGUGCUCCUCCACCAAGUUUGGGAAGGGAGCCCUUUGGGACUGUAAGACCAGGAAAGGGGAGCAGCAGUGAGACUAUGAACAAGGAAAGAGAAGUCCCAGAUGCCAACUGCAGAACAUGUGUAUGGCUAUGGUAGCUAGCACCUCUGCUCUUUCUGUCUGAUUCCCAGAAGGCCCUUUCUUCUCUUCUUCCACCAAGAUUGUUCCACCCUCAUCUGGUGCUCAUAUGCCUCUCUUACUUCACCCAGGUUUGUUAUGCAAAUAAAGGCUUUCUCUCCA